AUAUUUUAUUUUCUCAAGCUUCCCUGUUUAUAAUGCGGAUUGGGGACACGUCAUCAUUCAGCGACAAAUGUGUUUCUUGUACACCCAACCACUGUUGAUGUUCUUCAGACACGGUCGGUAUCUGCUGUUUCUGAGCCCUAAUGACAGCCUCCACUCGCAGGACAGUUUUAUCCCUGUACAUGAGGGUGUUCCGCAUCGCCAGAACCUGGCAAGCACAGAGCGGAGUCACAGGUGACACAGAGAUGGAGAGAAAAUACAUCCUUCAGGAGGCCCAGAUGCUUUUCAGACAGAACCAGCAGCUUACAGAUCAAGAAUCAAUAAAGAAGUGUAUAGAAGAAUGUGAAGCAAGGAUAGAAAUAGGUCUUCAUUACAGAAACCCAUAUCCAAGAGCUACUUAUCUUCCACCAAUGGGACUGGCAACUCAGAAAGGCAGGAAGCUGCGAACACAGCAGCGCCUGAGGAAGCAGGCCAAGCCAAUUUACUUACAGUCACAUGAUGAGACCUGAUGCACUCCUUGACAAAGAGUUUAAGUUACCAAGGACAGGAAACCAGAGUGCAGCCACAAGCUGAUCUCAUCGGCUGAUUUGUUGUGAAGCACUCAAUGAUGCAAGAGCAACCAUCAUUCAAGAACAAAGCAUUUUUUCACUGUUCUUUCUUCAUUCUGUGAAACGUGUUCUAACUGUGGCUAAAGAGUGUCCGCCUCUGUUCAGCUCAGGGAGCGUCAGUUUGGAGUGACCUGUCAUAUACGAUCAAGUUGUGUCUUUUAUUUAUUUUUUCUGUAAAGAUGAUUUGUGAAAAAAAAAAAAAACUGUCAUACUCUUUCUAGUCAUGUAGGGAUAAAAGCUGGUGUUUGAAUGGUGUCAAAACGAGACAUGCAAUAAUUUCAAAUAUUUGUUUUCAUCUGUCACUCAAUUGCAAAGAAGCUAAUAAAGUUAUUUUAAGAACCA
This is a messenger RNA of Notolabrus celidotus (New Zealand spotty), 947 nucleotides long. It is a transcript of the gene lyrm1, whose product is annotated as LYR motif containing 1. The record is from RefSeq and is a predicted model, not a curated record. NCBI's taxonomy places the organism in Eukaryota, Metazoa, Chordata, Actinopteri, Labriformes, Labridae. Gene Ontology annotation, cellular component: mitochondrion. The coding region runs from base 141 to 506 and encodes 121 amino acids. The transcript has 5 exons.